Ostreococcus tauri is the source of this 2352-nucleotide messenger RNA. RefSeq names its product Thioredoxin-like fold. Lineage: Eukaryota; Viridiplantae; Chlorophyta; Mamiellophyceae; Mamiellales; Bathycoccaceae. The record is from RefSeq and is a predicted model, not a curated record. The coding region runs from base 1 to 2352 and encodes 783 amino acids. The transcript has a single exon.
AUGACGAAGACGAUGGAAACAUCAUCGUCGCGACGGGCGGCGACGGGCGGUGCCGCGACGCGGCGGACGCGCGGGACGUGGGACCGCCUCGCGCGCACGCUCGCGCUCGCGUUGUCCCUGGGCCUCGCCCGAGGUGUGGGCGCGCGCGCGGAGGUGGUGCGGUUGGACCUGGAGACGUACGAGCGGGACGCGUUGCGCUCGCGCGAGCCGUGGGUCGUGUACUUCACGGGAUCGGCGGAGAAGUGCGCGAUCUGCGAGGAGGUGUCGAGACAGUUCGUCAAGGCGAGUGAGAGCGCGGUCGGGACGUUGGGGGUGCGGUUCGGAACGAUGGACGUCACGGCGGAGGGAUUCGAUCUGGAGCGGUUGGGACGGGUGGCGCGAUUGUCGACGAUACCGGCCAUCGAGGCGUAUCCGACGACGGCGACGCUGAAUCCGUACGACGCGCGACGGAGCGCGAAGAUGGCGAUGUCGUUUCCGAUCGCGGAUCCGACGAGCGGACGCGUGGGGGAUAUCAGUUCGAGAGCGAUCGCGACGUUCGCGGAGCGCGCGCUACCGACGCACCUGGUGGAGCGGGUGAACGCGACGUCGCUGCGAGACGCAUCGUCCAUUCGCACGGGUGCCGCCUCGGGAUUGCCCACGGCGGUCAUUUUAACGAACAAACCCACGACGUCGGCGCUGUUGAAAUCGAUGUCCCACGCGUUCGAGGGUCGAAUGCGCUUUGUGGAGGUCGCGUACGAAGGCUCCGACGCUCCCGCACUGCCGGGCGCCGAGGGUGGUGCGCCCCGUCUGGGCGUGUACCCGGCCGACGGAUCGGCGCCAAUAUUUCCGGAGAGCGAUUCAAUGAAGCGCGAGGUCGUGAUGGAGUUUCUGAACACCCACGCCGGGCCCGAGGUAGAGUUGAAGAUGGAGACCAUAGCCGUCGGCGGAUCCCAAUCGGAGAAGACGCCCGAGGACGACGGCUCUUCGGGAUCGAUCCUCAAGCCGGUGACCGCCACCGCUUUCGUCGACGAAGUGUUGUCGAGCAAGAAGAUUCAGAUCGUUGCGUUCACCAAGGCUGGUGAGCGAUGCGGGAAAACCGUGGACGCGGUACCCGAGAAGUUGAGCGGAUUUGUCGCCGUUGUCGGUCUCCGCGAAUUCAUCGUCCACGACGACGACGACGAGGCCACAGCCUUGGUGAAGAAAGUUGGUGCUUUCAAGGAUGACAGCGAUCGGUGCGUAGAAAUCGUGAUGUUUCCCAAGGCUGAAGACGACGACGAUGACGCGCGCGAGCCGGUGAUUUUCAAGCCAUCCAACGGAGACAGUUUCACGCGCAUGGAUCUCGAAGAAUUCAUUCGCGAGAACCUCCAGGAUAACUCGAUCUUCGUCACGGCUAAAACGAUGGAUAAAUCCCUGUUCGGGAUCGCGUCUACGGCGCCGAGAGUUAUCAUGUUCAUGGAAGAAACCGACCAACAAUCUCGAGACAUUGUUCACGUCGCCUCUGCGGUGCACAAAGACUUCAUCUUUGGCGUCAUCACCGAGGACGACGAGGCGCUCAUGGAGCAAUUUCAAAUCACGUCCAAGCCGAGUCUUUUGGUCGUUUAUAGAGAGACUCAGGAGGACGAGAGUAACGAGAACAUGCGCAUGUCGGUCCAGAAGUAUCCACUGAGCGAACUCUCGUUGCCGAUGGUCAACGCAUGGCUCCACGAAGUCCGAAAGCGCGUCAUAGGCGUCGAUAAGGACGCCGUGGUACCGAUGCCAAAAUCCGUCGACACACCAUCGGCGCUCGAUGAGGAGUGUGCCGCCAAGGGUGGUCUUUGCGUCGUCGCAUUCAUCAAGAAUGACGACGCGUCGCAGCUCAUGAUUUUGCACACCCUGGCAAAGGAUCUGUACGGCAAACCGUACCACUUCGCCGUCGUCGAUCCGGUCAAACAGCGCACGUUUGCGAGCGUCUUUGACGUCAAUAACCCGGUGGACUACCCCACGGUGGCCAUCUUGGCGACGAGAACGUCGCGAUACGCGACGCAUAAGGGUGCGUUUGAGCGAGAACCCCUUCGCGAGUUCUGCGCAAAUGUCUUGAGCGGCAAGGUGAAGACUUGGCGAUUUCAAGAGAUGCCCAAGCUUGUAGAAGGUGGAGAAAAGGUCGAGGAAGUCGUGGAGGAGAUAAUUGAGGAGGAAUUCGAUCUGAGCGACAUCAUGGGCGAAGAGGUGGAGGGUGAGGCUGCACUCUCUCGCGAGCAACUCGCCGCCAAGGCGGAGGAAGAGGCAAAGGCGGAGGCGGCUCGGCGCGCGCAAGAGGAGGCCGAAAGAGCCGCCGCUGCGCCAAAAAAGAAGAAAAAGAAAAGAAAGGGAAAGAAGAAGAAGACCGAGCUGUGA